AUGACUGACGUCAAGAAACUCUCGUUUGCCAAGGUCCUUGCCUCGGCACCCACAGAAGAAAAUUCGAUAUCAUCUCCCACUAGAGACGCCGCCUCGAAUACUGGGAGGGAGGAUCAGUUGCCGACAUCGCCCAAAAUCUCAGGUCAGAGUGUGGCAGGAAACCCGGUCGUGGCUAAUGGCGCCGAUACGGUUGACAAGCUAGCGAAGAUGGGUGCUGCCGAACCUCUUGAACAGGACAGACUUGUUGAUGGACUGGAAAAUCUGAAGAUUGAGUCGUCUGCUCCGAGCCUCGUGGUCAACGGCAUCAAUUCCGGCUCAACUGGACCGUCCUCGAAGGCCCAAAGCCCUUCGGACGAAGCUUCGCAGAAGGCAGAUUCCAGCUCGGAGCUGGGUACAAAGCCUCCUAGCCUCGAUGGCAAGAGCAUCACUUCAGGCACGACUUUCAACGCGUUGGACGAAAAGGAAUCACUUCGACCUGACGACAGCGCAAGCGUGAUGGCAGCUGAGCAAGAUGAUGAUGUCUUCUCCAUCAGGGGCUCUCUCAUUGCCGGCUCUCGCAUGGGCUCUGAGGUAGCUGCUCGUGUCUACCGGAUCCAGCUCGGCGACAUGCCUCCACGCAGCAUUGCCCCCCAGCAUGUCAUUGUCGAGUCUGGCAACCGUGCAGCCACGGCACCGCAGACUGUAUCUCUGGAGCAACAACCCGUUACUGAUGCAAAAAUUGCCCUUGUUGGUGCUACGUCUGCACCCAAUGGGAUGUAUGGACAGAACCCCGACGAGAAGCUCCUUGAGGCAAUGCAAUCACCGAAGGACCGGUUUUUCCUGUUGAAGUUGGAAGAAAUGGUGAUAGAGUUUGUACAGGAUUCGAAAGAACCUUUCAUGGACUUGCCUCCAUCCAAUUCUUUCUGCAGGAUGUUGACCCACAAGCUGGCUGAUUACUAUCAUAUGACACAUUCCUUCGAGGCUGGUGCUGGAGCAGUCCGCAUCUUCAGAACCCCUUUCUGUAGGGUGCCUCCCUCACUGGCCAGCAUAGCACAGAACGCCUCUGCUGCAAGCACUCCUCCGCCAAUCGUGAUGCCCAAGAAGAUAAUGCGACGUGGAGAAGAAGGGGAGUUCGGCUCAGGAAGUGCUGGACCCUCGAAGCCAACCUCGGAAUCCGGAAGUGACUCCAAGGACAAGCAAGCUGCAAAAGAAAAGAUGUCGAGAGAGGAGAGGGAAGAAGCUUACAACAAGGCACGGGAGAGAAUCUUCGGUACAGCUUCCACAGAUGUCUCCACUCCAGAGAAUGACGAUAGCACUGGUGUAUCUCGUGCUAGCUCUGUAUCUGUGCGAGACAAAAUUACCGGUGCAAAGAAGGCGAAGAAGAGGCGGGACUCGGAUACCUUUGACACCCGGUCCAACUAUAUCGCUUAUGCUCCAGCCUACGGACACCCUCACCAGGCCACUUGGGCUCAGCCGCACUACAUGCCAGCAGGUGCGCAGCUCAAUGGCUCAGUACAGCAACAGGCUUAUCCCCCUGCGGUUCCAAACAUGUACGGUGUUCCGAGUCAGCAAUUCCCUCCCAUGAUGCCGGGCAAUGGUUAUGGCCCGCCGUACAACAACAUGUCAAACUACGCCCAGCCGCCCGGCCCACCGCGUUAUCAGCCUCCCGUCGUGAACCAGAUGCCUCCGGCACCUUACGGACCGCCUAUGCAGGGCCCACCUCAACCGCAGAACGGGUGGCAGCAGCCUCCCAGCUUCAACUCAAGCCCUUACCAAUCUCGGGCCACGCCUGUGGCUCCAAAUGGGAUCCCCUACGCUUAUGGCGCCCUCCCAGUCAACGCCAACCCCAGCGAUCCAAAGAGCCAGCAUCCUAUCCCGGGCAGUUUCAACCGUCAUGCCUUCAACCCCAAGACGCAGUCUUUUGUACCAGGCAACGGGAUGGGGCCAAUGCAGCCGCCCCCCGGCCCGUACAGUGGUUAUGGGCCACCUCAACAGGGCAGCCCUCAGAUCACGCCUCCUCACCUUCACUACUCUAACUACCAGGCUGGCCCGCCCAUGGGCCAGCCUCCCUACGGCAACGCGAAUGGCUACAACAUGAUGCGACAGGGAUCUAACAACUCCCUCCCUCCGUAUCAUGCCCCGCCACCCAACGUGCAGCACCCGCCUCACGUCCCUCACGUCCCUCACCAGCUGCCCCCGCAUCCACCUGCCCAGGGACCGCCUCACAUACCCAGCAAGCCCUCUUUGCCACAGGGCCUGCCUAUGGCCCACGGCCAACCAUAUAGCAACCUGCCAACCUAUGGCAAUCCUGCGACACUGCCGCAGAAACCCACUACCUAG
Diaporthe amygdali is the source of this 2319-nucleotide messenger RNA. RefSeq lists its product as uncharacterized. Bases 1 to 2319 code for a protein of 772 amino acids. The record is from RefSeq and is a predicted model, not a curated record. The transcript is spliced from 6 exons. Lineage: Eukaryota; Fungi; Ascomycota; Sordariomycetes; Diaporthales; Diaporthaceae. Gene Ontology annotation, biological process: galactose metabolic process. Gene Ontology annotation, molecular function: nucleic acid binding.